Molecule: messenger RNA, 1765 nt
Organism: Ectocarpus siliculosus
Lineage: Eukaryota; Phaeophyceae; Ectocarpales; Ectocarpaceae
Source: the annotation of a GenBank genome assembly
CUCCUGCCCAACACGGGCCUUGGAGUGUUUUGCGUUACGGAGGCAUUGACAUAACUUUGGUCCUACGACGGGAGAGUCUCUGGUUGAAACUAUCUGUUUUGAUCUUGCCGCGGUCUCCAAGUCCAUCAUCGUGUUGUACGUGACCGUUGGAAAUUAUCGGCGCAACUGAGCAAGGGUGCGCGCUCACUUGCAGGGAUCAACACAGUGGACAAACGAGCCUGAGAUGGAACCCCCAUCGGUGUGUGGAACGACUACACGAAGUGGGCGGAUAUCAAUUCCCGUGCUGGACUUUUGGCGAUCGGAAUCUGGCCUGGGAGAGAAGGCGACGGAAUCACGCGCAUCGGGAUGGCAGCAUCCCCGAACGAGUGCGGAGAACAAGCCGCCCGCCUCCUCGGAAAAUACCAUAUCGGGAUGGCAGCACCCCCGAACAAGUACCGAGAACAAGCCGCCCGCCUCCUCGGAAAAGACUAUAUCGGGAUGGCAGCAUCCCCGAGCGUAUACGGAGGAUAAGUCGCGCGCUUCCUCGGAAUGUACCAUAGCUGAGGGCGGAGUGCCCUCGACACGUACGGAGUGUGGGGAUUCGCUACCCGCUCGUUCUCGGCGGGCGCGUGUCAUGAGCGACGCUUCUAACGCGAGAGCUGUCGCUAGUUCACACGAGAGACAUGAUGUAGCAGGAAGGGACUCGAACAUCCCACGGGGAGCAGCUCCUGUUUUGGACUGGUGGCGGAGUCAGCGUUUGACCAAGACUCCCAGUGUGGGUGUCGUAGGAGCUGCGCGGUUCCCUUUAGGCCAACCCAGCACAGGAAAUCACGCCGACAUGGACAGCGCAUGCAGGCUGAAGACGGUUGGUCGGGACGCCAAUGGCGAGGAGGAACCGUGGACGAAGGCCCAAAUGCACAGUCUGCGCCGCGCGCAAGCAGAAACAGCCCCUUCCACGUCCGCCUUUUGGAGUGCUGUGGCCUGCAACGUUGACGGUAGGAAUCCACAAGAGUGCCAACAGAAGUGGUUCGAGCAUUUUGCAACACCUCGAGGUCGGUCCAGGAAUGCUUCCGCAAGAGGUUGCAUUUCUCAACGAAUUGGCACGCCCCCUUCAGAUGACAUGUCACGCAACACGCCAGCCGCAGCUGCAUAUAGAUCUCUAGCACCGGCCAAGCAAACACCCGAGCGGGGUGCCAGUGACGAUUUGUUUCAAGCAACUCCGAUACGGGGGCAUAGGCGGUUCGGAGUGCAGGCCCGAGGAGACGUGUUGGACACCAGGACACCCAGGACACCCGCUGGUCCCGGCGCGCCUUGUCGUGAUUCUUCGGCUCUGGAUGCAGCCCCAGGAUGCGAGGAUGCAGACUAUAAACGCGGAGUCAGCAGGAAAUACGUAAAGGCAUUAUCGAAGAGAAUGCGCAAGGGGGCGCUGCAGUCGGGCAAGAACCGUAAGGCUGCGCGGGGACAGGCCAUCAGAAAACCAGCGUCUGUGGUAGCGGGUCGCACAACCCACACCGCCGCGGUUUCGGGAGGGCAUAAGCUACAAGUGUGUGUCAGCGGUUCGGGGGCGGUGAGCGUUCAAUCAACUUACAAUAGUGACGACGGGGCUUCCAGCGUUUCAGAUGACGUCGAGAGCGACGACGACGAUAGUAGAUGAUUUGUUUUUUCCUGUUUUUUUGGCAGCUCCCGCGUGAAUACAGGUGCCGUUCAAUCUACCACCGGUUGAUGUGCCUUGCGUAGGUUAUGUGCAUACGUGCCGUGCGUUGAAUACUUCACGUCAAUAUACCUU